UUUGAGAGAAACAACAGGCUUUGGUUUGAAGAGAAGCCUGAAAGUGAAACCCUUCUUAUCGGUGAUCUGUGCUUAUAUAUUUCAACGUCUUCCACCACUUUAACAUUCAUGUCCUGUGUUUAGCAGCAUUCUAAUCAAACAAAAACCUAAACCAAAAUGGAUUUCGAGAUCUCCAGACCCGAAGCAGAGACUGACAAGUCGAGCCGCAGACACGUGCAAGACAAGGACUGUGACCCAGUUCAUGGUGUCUCAAGCCAACUCCAGUUGAAGUCAUCCUUGUCUUCCAAAGCAUCAACACAGACCCUUAACAAACAAGAAGUUCUUCAUCGCAUUCGACACCGCAAGUCCCUAAACAGAAUCAAAGGCGCUUUUGAUGGUCUUUUCGGCAGCUCCAAAGGCAACACACCUUCAGCUCAAGAACAGAUUUGGCUCCAACAAUAUGAUGUAUUCUCUGCUCCUUGAAAUACAUGCAACUCAUCACAGCUGAGACAUUCCCUUAUAUUGAAUGUGGAAGUACUAAACUACGGUAUAUUAUCAUUAGUCAAAUUACUAGAUUUGAACGUUGAAGAAAUGAUUGUGCCACGGUAAAUUAACAAGAUUUAAUUUGUAGCUCAAACCACGAUCAAUAUAGAUCAGAUGUUAGGCAGAACUUCUACUCAAAAACACAACUUUACGUGUGCCUUUUUCUUUAUCCUUGUUGUCCUUGAGACAGAAACUUCAACCAAUUUAUGUUGUGUUUGAGUUCCAUUUUCAAUUACUUUAUUUAGCUUUUGAAAUUUAUAAACAUAAA
Vigna angularis (adzuki bean) is the source of this 790-nucleotide messenger RNA. RefSeq lists its product as uncharacterized. Lineage: Eukaryota; Viridiplantae; Streptophyta; Magnoliopsida; Fabales; Fabaceae. The record is from RefSeq and is a predicted model, not a curated record. The transcript has a single exon. The coding region runs from base 157 to 462 and encodes 101 amino acids.